CAUGCACAAGCUAGCUAGCUAGCUAGGAUUAAGGACGUACGCUCCUCGAUCCCUCAGCUGUCUAUAUAUAUGAGUACCUUUUGCAUGGUUUCUCUCCAUCGUCACUCACAAUAUCAUAUAUCUCCGUAAACAAAUUAAGCCUUAAAGAUUUCUCGACUCCCAACAUGUCGAUAGUGGAGAUGAUAGUUCACAUGGACUGUACCGGUUGCGAAAGAAAGAUAAAGAAAGCUCUCCGGAAACUUGAUGGAGUUAACGAAGUUGAUAUAGACAUGGUCACGCAAAAGGUGACUGUCAUGGGAUGGAUAGACCAGGACAAAGUUUUGAAGACAGUGAGGAAGACAGGACGGAGAGCCGAUCUAUGGCCAUAUCCUCACGACCCAGACUACUACAACAUCAUCCGCCAUUACUACCAUCAGAAUCGGCCACUGGUCUACAAUACAUCUCAGUACUCCAGUACCUCUAAUUCCUACGAUGAUUAUAUGCACGGCUAUGACAACCGAGGUUACGUUUCUUAUCAGCAGCCGACGUCAUACCCGACCGCCUACGAUAAGGAUUGGCAAGUGGCCACCACCAUGUUCAAUGAUGAUAAUCCCCACGCUUGUUCUAUAAUGUAAAGUGAUAUAUAACAUAUUAUGAUGUUUGUUGUCGUAUUUUUGUACCGUCUUCCUCCUUGUUUUUGUAUAGGAAAAGUACUUUUUUUUUUUUUAACAAACCUCUGUAUAUCAUUGAACUCAACCUCUUUCAAGUCUGGGACUUCUUCCACCCAUAUUCUUUCACCCCCCAUAUGUAAAGCAGCCUUUGCUAAUGAAUGAGCUACUAUAUUAAUCUCCCUA
Carya illinoinensis is the source of this 833-nucleotide messenger RNA. RefSeq names its product heavy metal-associated isoprenylated plant protein 28. The record is from RefSeq and is a predicted model, not a curated record. Lineage: Eukaryota; Viridiplantae; Streptophyta; Magnoliopsida; Fagales; Juglandaceae. The coding region runs from base 165 to 614 and encodes 149 amino acids. Gene Ontology annotation, molecular function: metal ion binding. The transcript is spliced from 3 exons.